Molecule: messenger RNA, 3956 nt
Organism: Branchiostoma floridae (Florida lancelet)
Lineage: Eukaryota; Metazoa; Chordata; Leptocardii; Amphioxiformes; Branchiostomatidae
Product: toll-like receptor 13
Exons: 1
Coding region: 23-3499 (1158 amino acids)
Biological process (GO): toll-like receptor signaling pathway; immune response; inflammatory response
Cellular component (GO): membrane
Molecular function (GO): transmembrane signaling receptor activity; protein binding
Source: RefSeq, a predicted model, not a curated record
ACAGGACCAAAACGACAGAAACAUGGAGAUCAACAUGGAGUCCAAAAUCACCGUUGUCGCAAUCAGCAUAGCCAUGGCUUUGGUGUUCAUCACGCAACACGUAUGGGCCGGACAGCUGCCCCCUGUCUGUCAGACCUGGAACUCCACAGCCGUGGUGUGUACAGGACAGGGCGAUCAAUGGGAGUACCCAACCCGCGCUACUCUAACCCACGUACCACCCGGCAUUCCCGAGUCUGUCGUCACCUUGGAUCUCAGCGGAAACAACAUCACUGAACUGUACAAGGACUCUUUCCUAGGGCUGACUGCUCUGAGGUACUUGGCUCUGCGCGGCAACAGCAUCGCCAAAAUAUACAACGGUACUUUUCAGGGAUUGAGAAAUCUGAAGCACUUGGAUCUGGCAGACACAUCCAUUCAGGCCAUUGAGGUUGGUGCGUUUGCUGGGUUGGAGAAUUUAGAAAGACUGGAUAUGUGUUGUCCAACUUUACAAUCGACGUUUGCUCUUCAGACUGGGCUUUUCACGGAUCUGCGAAACCUGAAUCAUCUGACAGUUCAAACCACUACCAACAGAGUAGAUGUUGGAGUUUUCAAAACUCUCACUAGACUGAAGUACUUACAGCUAGGUUUGAGCAACAUAACAAGUUUACCUGAUCACAUAUUCGAAUCCUUAACUCUGCUGGAGAACCUGACGAUGACAGAAUCGGAAUUCCAGAGCGGCAGUGAAUUCUUACAACGACCCAAACUGUGGUCACCUCUCCGCAAACUUAAGACAUUAAAUCUCCGCCUUUAUAGCGCCAACGGUUUAAAAUUCGGACCUGUAUUUAGGAACCUGCCGAACUUGGAGGAAAUACAACUAGGUUCUGUAGGCCCAGUUAAUUACAAUGUUGAAAUCUUCUUGCCGCUGUUGUCAACCCUACAACGGCUGGACCUGCGUCUCAGCGCUCACGUCUACACACCAACUGAGCAUCUUAGCAUAGAACCCGGCCUUCUGACGUCACUCACGCAUCUACAGGCGCUAGACAUUCCCUGGACGUCACGUUUCUCCUCUAUCGCGGGGGUGCUGCCUGAGCUCCGACACACACGUGUACAGGAGCUGUCAUUUACCGUGGGUGGGGUCGACAAAAUAGCGGCUGGUACUCUUGCGGCAAUGAAAGGAUUGGACAAUUUGAAAACCCUGUCUAUACUCCUGCCCGACAGCCAAGUCAUUCAGGCUAACUCAUUCACAAAUUUCCCACAUUUGCAAAAGUUAGAUUUGGCGAUAGGAAUUCUGAAUACGGUUAAGAACAAGGCGUUCAAUGGUUUGUCUUCCCUCAUCCAUCUUGAUUUAAGCCAUCAUCUUAUCUAUGCUCUACCACAAGACGUGUUUGAAGGAUUGUCAUCUCUUAAUCAUCUUGAUCUGAGCUAUAACAACUUGGAAAACUCCCAAGCUCGGCUUCCAGAGACCUUGGACUAUCUAGACCUGAGUCAUAAUAACUUGAACAGCAUCAUGGACGCAGAAUCAUUAUCUUUCGCAUUGUCGUUCAACUUCACAGACUUGAAACGCGUUAAACAUCUGAAUUUGAGCCAUAACAGACUGGGAGGUGUUGAAAGUUUGCCUGCGAACAUGACCGUACUCGACUUGCAGCAUAACCAAAUAGGAUAUUACUUGCCCGAUUCUGUAUUCUCCAUUGCAGGUCUGAAGUAUUUAGAUCUCUCUCACAACGACAUCAGAACUACGUCCGAGGCAACAGUACAGUCAUCAACGUUAGAAACACUGAGACUGGAUAACAAUGGUUUAGUGGGGAUAGACGCGACGUUUAUGAAAGGGCUGAGGAAACUGAAAAUAUUGACUCUUUCGCACAACCACAUCGGUGUUAUAGGGACAGGGAACUUUCAGUGGUUGGUCCAGUUGGUUCAGCUCGAUCUCAGUCAUAACGAAAUCAACACUUUAGCGUCAUUCGCCUUCCGCGGACUAUCGCGGCUAAGAUCCUUGGAUCUCAGUAACAAUCAAAUACAAAAUGUGACAGCGAAGACAUUUGAUGGUUUGGUCAACCUAAGCAUCUUAAACCUGGCAGCCAACAGGAUAGCAGUGAUUGGGGACGUCUUUGAUCGUUUACACGGGCUGAGAGAUUUGCAUCUUAGCAACAACAGACUGAGUGUUUUAAACCAAACCUCCCUGGGUCCUGUUGUGAACCGCCUAGAGAGGCUUGAUGCUGCCAACAACCCCUUUCUGUGUGACUGUAACUUGCGGUGGUUUGUUGAGUGGGCCCAGGGCAAGUACGACACGGUGUUGAACUGGAAUAACCCUUAUUCUAUCUCUUAUCGAAGCUACAAAUGUUUCCGUCCUGCUAAACUGCAUGGGCAACAUUUACUUGAUGGGAUUACACAUCAACAAAACUACAACAAAGGGAAAACACAGUCACAAAGCUUAAGCAUGUUCUUUAACAUGGAUUGUAGUCAUGAAUUCCGACCUAACCGUCUCCUGGCUUGUGUGCUCGCCUCUUCGGGAAUCUUCGUCGCCAUGAUGACCGUUUUUCUUGUCGACUACAACAUCGGGCAUGUUUACUAUUACCUGUGGAUGUGGGCCAAGUGGAGAAAACCGAGGAUCGGAGAGGAAGAAAUUAAUGAACAGCACGCAUACACGCAUGAUGCUUUUAUCGCCUACAACAACGAAGACAUCUUGUGGGUUAUAAAUGAAGCAAUAGAGAACCUGGAACCUGCCUACAGUCUGGUCAUACACGAAAGGGACUUUGCAGUCGGCGCGCCCAUCGUGGAGAACAUCGCUGACGCUGUAGAAAACAGUCGGAGGACCGUCUGCAUUGUCACCAGGAACUUCCUGAAAAGUAAGUGGUGCGAGUACGAGUUCCAGUUGGCCCAGUACCACAUGUUUGAACAAGGAGGAGGAGUGCGACUCAUCCUGGUGUUUUUGGAAGAGAUUCCCAACAGAAUGUUGAAGCGAUUUCGCCACCUGAACGCUGUAGUGAAGAGGGACACGUACCUAAUGUGGCCGGCUGACGUGAGACACAGGCCGCUGUUCUGGAGGCGGCUGCGAGACGCUCUGGGCGAACCUCUGCCUCGGGAACCAGAGCCUGAACAAGUACAUGUACCAACACCGGAACAUCACAUUCCGGAGCAGAUGGAACAAGCUGCCCUCGGGGUAAGUCCGGAACGGCAAGCCCAAUCUCCGGGAAGAAAUGUUCCGGAACAGAGGGGACAAGCUCCGGCAAACAACAUUCUAGAACCCCAGGCUCAAGAUCAAGUAGAUGACAUUCCGGAACAACAUAUGCUGCAUUCGUUCAGGGAUAUUCCUGAUCAACAAAAGACAAAAACUCCGGAAUGUGACAUCACAUUGGAAGAUGCACAAGGUCUAGAACCUGGACUGUUUGUACCGAAACAAACAGAGAUCUGUGCGCAUAGAAACACUGCAAACCAAGGGAUUGAUCCAGAAGAUAGAAUUGUAGAAUCCGAGUCAGAAGACGAUUGGUGUGGACCUGGAGAUGACAUCAUUCUUCUGCCACUAUAACUAUAUGUACUGGUAUAGUUACCUUAAAACGCUGCAUUGCCAGAUGUACGGUUUAUGCCCAAAAAGAAGCGCAUGAUUACGCCGACCAGGUUUAUAUUCAUUUUUUUUAUAUAUUUGUUUGUUUGUCUAUUUUUUCGGUUGGUUAGUUGGUUGGAACGGUUAUCCGGUUAUGAAUAAAAUUCGAUGGUUUAGGUAGGGGUGAUUAGUAGGACUUCAUCAAGGUAAGAAAUCUUGAGAAAGAUUUGAUUGGGGUUCGGUUCUAAGUAACAUUUAUUCAAUUCUGUCGUAAUCUUUACUUGAAUGUUUAAUGUAACAUAUCUUCAAUUGCACACUUUCAAGCUGAAGUUUCACUGACCAUGUGUAAUGUGGUGUACACGUAUACAUAUGAGAAAUGUUGAGUGAGUUUUUAAGUAGUGACAAUUAUGUGACAGAAUGGAAAGGAAUCAUGUGUGUUAUG